AUGAAAGGGUGGAGAAAAGCUUUGAGAAUUGUAAGCAAUUGGUUGGCACACAAAGACAAGGAUGAAUGGUUGAAAGACAUGAGAGGAAUGCUGAGUUUGGUGGCUACACUAAUGGCAACUCUCACCUUUCAAAGUGCUAUUAAUCCACCUGGUGGUGUUGUUCCUGCAAAUGAGAAUGGAGAAGUUCAAUGUCAAAACAGUUCGUGUUCUGGACAAGCUGUUCUAGCUCUGGUUUAUCCAAACGAUUAUACCACCUUCCUUUACUGCAACACUAUAUGCUUCGUUUCAUCCUUAGCUGUUUGUCUCUUACUUGUGAGUGGACUUCCUCUAAAUAAUCGCUUUUUCACAUGGCUGUUAUCCAUAGGGAUGUGCAUCAGCAUCAGCAGCCUCACUCUCACCUACUUGUUUGGUGCACAAAUGGUUGUUCCUGACAUUGUUUGGGGUCCAACUACCACCAUGUUUGGAAGGGUUAUUUUAGUUUGGAUGAUACUCUUGGCACUCAUCGCCUUCUUCCUUUCCCUUCGCCUCCUUGUUUGGAUCCUCACUAAAUGCAUUUACAGACAACGUGAAGUACGAAUAACUCCAACAAUCUAG
Vigna umbellata (rice bean) is the source of this 594-nucleotide messenger RNA. RefSeq lists its product as uncharacterized. NCBI's taxonomy places the organism in Eukaryota, Viridiplantae, Streptophyta, Magnoliopsida, Fabales, Fabaceae. Gene Ontology annotation, cellular component: plasma membrane. The record is from RefSeq and is a predicted model, not a curated record.